AUGAGCCCUAGCCUCGUCCACGCCGACGCGUCCAACUUCGCCAACGGCGUCACCAAGGAGGAGGCCUACGAGCAAGUUCUCCUGCAAGCGGAAGGCCUCUUUGACGACCAAAGAAACUGGGUACACCCCCCCCUCCCCUUCUCCUUCUCACGCCUGCAUCCUCAGGCUCCCUACUCGAUAUAUCAACUAACAUCUCACAGGUCUGAACUUCACACACCCGCUCACACUCUCAACCCCCCACCCAGCAACCUCUCCAACGCGGCCUCCCUCCUCUGGCACGCCUACCACUCCCUCCCGCCGCCCUCGACCUCGGUGAACUGGGCCGGCUUCUACGUCCUCGACCCGCGCGCCGCCCCCGGCCGGCCCUCGCUCAUCCUGGGGCCCUUCAUGGGCAAGGUCGCCUGCCAGACCAUCCCCUUUGGCCGCGGCGUCUGCGGCGCCGCAGCCGCCUCGCGCGAGACCCAGCUCGUGCCCGACGUCGACGCCUUCCCCGGCCACAUCGCCUGCGACGGCGACAGCAAGAGCGAGAUCGUCGUCCCCGUCGUCGCCCACGACGGCCGCCUCGUCGCCAUCAUCGACGUCGACUGCGCCGUCCCGAGCGGCUUCGACGACGUCGACCGCGUCUGGUUGGAGAAGCUCGCUGCGCUGCUGGCCAAGAGCUGCGACUGGUGA
Molecule: messenger RNA, 672 nt
Organism: Colletotrichum graminicola M1.001
Lineage: Eukaryota; Fungi; Ascomycota; Sordariomycetes; Glomerellales; Glomerellaceae
Product: GAF domain-containing protein
Exons: 3
Coding region: 1-672 (223 amino acids)
Cellular component (GO): cytosol
Molecular function (GO): L-methionine (R)-S-oxide reductase activity; protein binding
Source: RefSeq, a predicted model, not a curated record